GUUGCCUGGCAACCGCAAAAAUGGCGGCCUUUUUAAAAGUGACACUUUUAUUUUGUUUCAUGAAUUCUAUUGUAUUUAUAUAUUGUCAAUAAUCUUUUUUUUUAGCUAGCAUUUGCUGUUUGUACACGCAUUUAAUGAAGUUGAAUUGCGAUUUAAAUUAUAUCAGUACUUUCUGAGUAUACAAAAAGCUAAACGAGUAGUAGCUGUUUUUAAGGAAUAUAGUUUUUUUUUUACAGUAACAUGCGGGAUUCACCGUCUUUUACUUUAUCUGUAUUUUUUUAAGCAUUACAAAUAUAUUUAUGACUCGAUUGAGUAACAGGAUUUUCAAAUACUAAUCAUGUGUUUAACAUUUGGAUGACGAUGAUGUGCGAUUUUUUUUAGUUAGUACCAAAUGUCAUAUUAAUAAUGAUAUAGUAACUUAUACAUAAAAACGUCUCAAAACACAUAAAUCCUUUUUUGAAAAAGUGAAGGUAAUAUAGUAUGUCAUGAAUUGGAUCGUCAGGAAACUGAACAGAUCGAUAAAUAAAAUACGCUUCAGCAGACUACGACUAGAUUAUUACAUAGGCCUAAUUUUCUGGUGCUAAAAAAUGAAGAAAUCAGCGACGGAAACUAACCGAAGAUAUAUGGGGCAGCACCAGAUCAGCCGGAAAAUGAGCCCUCCAGCUGUAGAGGAGCCACUGACCUCUCGACACUCAAGUUGCCUUCAGCAGAGAAAAGGUCAGGAUUGGAAAGAAACAGAAUGCAAAGAGAACCAUGUCGGAUCAGCCUCUAAAACGCAGUCUGCUAAUCUUCCCUGGCUUGGUGACUCAUCUUUGGCUUUGGAUGAAGAGCUCUUGCAGGCACUGGAUGCAUUUGAACCUAGCGCCCCUCCCAGGGGGCAAAGGGCCACUGUGCCAUUACAACCUCAGCAGCAGGAAAAUCACCUUCUUGAACCCAAACCUGACAGAAUUGUGCCUGAAAAUAUGAAAGAUGGCUUCACAGAGCUUCAAAUACCAAGUAGCAGAAAAUCUGGUCUGCACUCCAACAAUGCAAAUCAAAGAACUGUUCCCAGUCUGUCUGACUCAGAGAGGACUACAAUGCAUAGAAAAGUUUCAGAAGAGUCUAAAAACUUGGCCACCAAACUUUUAUUCGGUGAAGAUAAAGAUUGUAAAAAAUCUUAUUCAGAGAUUCCAGUGAUUUCAGAAAACUCAAGUUGUUUUCCAGUGGAAUGGACAGCUAAGCAUAAAAGACAGAGACCUAAUUCUUUAUCAAGCCCUGAAUCAGGCGAUUCAGCUGGUCCAUCCUGUUCAAAGAAAGCUUUGUUGAAGAAAUCAUCUUUAAAUGCAACAAGUUCUAAAAGUUCUGGUAAUGGACACAGGUUUCGGAAGAGGGCAGUUGUUAAAAAAUCAUUUAGAAGUCCUUCCCAGAAUGGUAACAGAAGGCUGGACACUUCAAAUAACUUUAUUCUCUUCAGCCCCACACACCUAGCUGCAGCACCACUGCAGAAGAAGAAACUACAACAUCAACAGCAGCACUCACUUUCUAACCUGUCUGCUUCAGUCCUGACACCACCCACCGGGCUGGACCUUAGCACAACUGAGACCAGCAGACUCAGCGACACUUUAAUGGCUACUGGGCAGAGUAUUCACCUGGCUGUGCCUGCUGACCAGUCAGACAAGCUGUUGCUGUCAAGUUGGGGUCUACCCAAAACAGUCCUGGAGAAGUACCAGAGCCUAGGAGUGGUCCGGAUGUUCGAAUGGCAAGCAGAAUGCCUUACACUGGGACGGGUGUUAGAAGGCAAGAACUUGGUCUAUUCAGCACCUACCAGUGCUGGGAAGACACUUGUUGCUGAACUGCUCAUUCUGAAGAGGGUCCUGGAAACACGAAGAAAAGCCUUGUUCAUUCUUCCCUUUGUGUCUGUUGCAAAAGAGAAAAUGUUUUACCUGCAGAACAUAUUCCAGGAGGCAGGUGUUCGAGUGGAAGGAUACAUGGGAAGCACAUCUGCAGCUGGUGGAUUUUCUUCUCUCGAUGUGGCUGUGUGCACAAUUGAGAAAGCCAAUGGGCUCAUUAACAGGCUUGUUGAAGAAAAGAAAAUGGACCUUCUUGGGAUUGUUGUGGUCGAUGAGUUGCACAUGUUGGGCGAUUCCAGUCGUGGUUAUCUUCUGGAGCUUUUACUGACUAAGAUACGUUACAUUGUACAGAAAACAUCAUCCAGGGAUUCUCAGUCAGGCAACCCUGCACUAAGUCAAGGGGUACAGAUUGUAGGAAUGAGUGCUACCCUACCAAACCUGGGUUUACUGGCUAGCUGGCUAAAUGCAGAGCUGUACCACACUGACUAUCGACCUGUGCCUCUAAUGGAGUGGGUGAAGAUUGGGAGUACUGUUUACGACGGCUCAAUGACUGUGGUUAGGGAGUUUAAACCUGCGCUGCAAGUCAAGGGAGAUGAUGACCACAUCGUCAGCCUUUGCUAUGAAACCAUUCAGGAUGGCCGCUCUGUGCUUCUCUUCUGUCCCUCAAAGAACUGGUGUGAGAAGCUGGCUGACAGUAUUGCCAGGGAAUUCUACAAUCUUCAGCACAGAGCUUUCCAGGCUGAUGAUGGGGCUGUGAAAGACCCAAGCCUCCUUCCUCUUUCCAUGAGUAGGGAGGGACUACAGGAUGUACUGGCCCAGCUGAAACGUUCUCCUGCGGGACUGGACUCUGUUCUCCAACGUACAGUUCAAUGGGGAGUGGCCUACCAUCAUGCAGGCUUGACGUUUGAUGAGCGGGAUAUCAUCGAAGGAGCGUUCCGCCAGGGCUACAUUAGAGUUCUUGCCGCCACCUCGACUCUCUCCUCUGGAGUAAACUUGCCUGCUCGUCGUGUCAUCAUUAGGACUCCCGUUUUCAAUGGUCGCCUGCUUGACGUUCUAACUUACAAACAGAUGGCAGGGAGAGCUGGACGUAAAGGGGUUGACACUGUGGGUGAGAGCAUCCUGGUGUGUAAGAACUCUGAGAGGUCAAAAGGAGUAAGUCUGUUACAGGGUUCCCUGAAACCUAUCUGCAGCUGUCUUAUCAAGAAAGAAGGGGAGGGGGUCACUACCAGCAUGAUCAGAGCGAUCCUCGAGAUCAUAGUUGGUGGAGUAGCCAGCACUCCUGAAGAUGUGAAGAUAUAUGCCUCAUGCACACUGCUGGCAGCCAGUUUUUCUGAAGAGGAUUUAGAGCAAAGUGAUUCUGAGAGUGGAGAGUCAAGCACAGAGGGUCCUGCACCGGGAGCCAAGCGAAGUGUCCAGGGAGGAGCUAUUGAGGCAUGUGUUGAGUGGCUCAUGGAGAAUGAAUUCAUCCAAAUACAAGAGGAGGAGAAAGAAGAAAAGAAAAUUCAGUUGUACAGUCCAACUCAACUGGGUGCUGCCACCCUGUCCUCUUCCCUGUCUCCUCCUGACGCACUAGGGAUCUUUGCAGACCUUCAGAGAGCAAUGAAAUGUUUUGUUUUGGAGAAUGACCUCCAUAUUCUGUACCAGGUUACCCCAGUCUAUGCAGAGUGGACAACGAUUGACUGGUAUCAGUUCUUUUGUCUGUGGGAGUAUCUACCAGCCUCCAUGAAGAGAGUGGCAGAAAUGGUUGGGAUUGAAGAGGGAUUUUUGGCUCGUUCUGUGCGGGGAAAGUUAAUAGCUAAAACCGAUAAACAGCGCAGACAGAUGGCAAUCCACAAACGGUUUUUCACUAGCUUGGUCUUACUAGAUCUAAUCGGUGAAGUUCCCCUCAGGACUGUAGCAAAGAAAUACAGCUGCAGCCGAGGACAGCUUCAGUCUCUGCAGCAGUCAGCUGCCACGUAUGCAGGGAUGGUGACUGUUUUCUGUAAUCGUCUGGGAUGGCACAAUAUGGAACUUCUGCUGUCUCAGUUCCAAAGCCGACUCAGCUUCGGUAUUCAGAGGGAGCUGUGUGACCUUGUAAGGAUCUCUCUUUUAAAUGCCCAGAGAGCCAGAGCACUUUAUAAUGCAGGAUUCAUCACUGUGUCAGAACUGGCUAGAGGAAGUACUGCAGAUGUGGAGACCGCGCUGAAAAAUGCAGUCCCAUUUAAAAGCACUCGCAGGGCAGUGGAUGAGAGUGAACACGAAGCCCAGGAGCGAAGGAAUACCCGCUGUAUUUGGGUCAGUGGAAAGAAGGGCCUGACAGAGAAAGAGGCUGCACUCCUGAUCGUGGAGGAAGCCAGGAAGCUUCUCCAGCAGGACUUGGCCCUCUUAGGUGUGGAGUGGAAUCCAGAAUCGCUUUCUCAAAGCACCCAACAAGGAGCUGCUUCAUCCUCGCCAGCACCUGCACACGAGAAACCUAAGAGUGUGGAAGCAGAGUUACCUUCAGAUAGAGAGCAGCAAGUUUUACAUUCCGAGAUGGAUAAAGCUGAAGCAGAAAGCAGUAAUCGAAGUGAACACAGUACUGAGAAUAACUCUUUGGAAAAGUCCUCUGCACCCAUUAAAGACACAAACAAUUCAGCAGUUGCUAAAUUUGAACAAAUAGUUACUGAUCAUCCACACAAUGGUCUGGUUACAGGUUCUGGUCACAGCAUUAAUAUUGCAAAUGAACUGAAACAAUACAACAAAAAGUGUGGUGUUGGAGGUGCAGUAGAGAUUGUGGGACAGGCUUCAGAACAUGCAGCUACUUCUGUAGUUACACAUGAGGAAUCUUUAACCACAGCCCAAAGGGUAUGUAGACAGAACUUGGUAUCAGCUAGUUCAUUCAAACAAAACCAAUCUAAAAAUAAAUCUCUGAAGGUUCUAGAUACUGUAGAGAAGAGAAGCACUACUCUAUCUGCUGCUGUUGCUGCUGCUUUACCCUUGUAUAGAAAGACUGAAGAUGACUCCAACACUACCCCAAAUGAAGAUAAUGGAAAAAAGUUCCUCACAGUACCAGGUGAGAGUGUCAGGAAGUUACCUUCAAACCUUGCUCCUCAAUGCAGAAAGACUGUGGGUUCUGACCCCAAAGAACAAAAUCAGACAUUUACAACUUUGCAAGUUCCCAUGUGUACAAAAACUGUUAAUGAACAAAAUAAAGGUUUAGUUGUUACUGAAGAAAACUGUACAGCACAUUCUGCACAUGGCACUUCAAAGGUAAAAGGCUUUCAGAAAAGUUCAUCUAAAGAUAACAACGUGGAAAUAAUAUCAGGAGGUUUGAACCCGGUCUGUUUAUCAAACGACAGCGAUACAGAAAACAAUUUGCUGAUGCAGAGCGCUCACUUUUCUGUCAGUAACUGUGGGAACAAAGCUGAGGAGAAUGUCAAAGGUUUUGAAAAAGAUAAUUCGGCUUUGCCCAGAAAUAUCUCGGGAACCCUUCAGAAUGCAACAGCUCAAAGGGUGUUUCAGAGUAAUGCAUUAAUAACGGCUGGAAUUGAAAAGGAAAAAUUAGCAAAGGAAUGUGCUCUGAAAUAUUUGCAUAUUGAUGCAAGAGAUUCAAAGGAAGAUAUUGGGAACAGUGUCCAUCAUGGAAAACAUUCAAAUAUAUCUCCAAAACAGAAUACAGAAAGUUUUCCAGAUAUGCCAAUGCCAAAGAAAACCAGCAGGUCUCCGGGUCUGUAUUUAGCUACCCAAGAGGAGUUUGGGGAAAGCUUUCAGUUGGAUACUCAGACAGAGAGAAUGAUCUUGCAACAGGAAUGUGAUGUAUUGCAUCGCACAGAACCAAAAAAACAAUAUUCAUCACCAGCUGCUAUGCAACCAGGCUUGCUGGGACAAGAGCAGAAAGUUGGGUUACAAGUUCUCAGGGAAGAUAACAGUGGCAAAAAAGUUUUGAUACAAAUCUCUGAUAAAAAUGAGAAUCUAAAUGACAAAAGUUUACAGAAAAGCGGGUGUUCUGCAACCGAUUCUAAAGAAGUCUAUUGUAGUAAUCAGACUGGAGGUGCUUCUUUUUCCAAGUACAAUAAUGUUUCCCUUUCAGACACUCAGCUGGGCAAUUUUCUUGACUACUGUACUUUUGUUGAAGCAAGUGCUUCACCUAUUUUGGCGCAGAGAGGAAAUGUGGUCAUCAAUGAAGUCAUAGAGCUCCAGCAAGUUACAGAAGCCAGUGCAGAGACUAGCCUCAAUAUGAGUGGCAGCUUCCUAUUUGAUAGUCUUUGUGAUAAUCCUAUAGAAGUCCCAGCAGAGGAAGCUGCCCCAAUAGAGAAACCUUGUGUUUCAGAAGAUAACACUUUUGAGGAUAGCAGUGCUUGUGCAAUACACGAUGCACAGGUACAAAAAUCCAAUAAUGUACAGCCCAUCAAUACAUCAGUGAAUCACAACCAAUGGGCUGAAUCAUCUUUUAAUCUAUCAGAUUUUGGUGAAUCAUUUAAUAUGGGUGAAGCCCCGUUUGUAGAGAAACUCAAUUCUGUAUUGAGCAGUGAUGAAGUAGUAACUUCAGAGCAAUGUGGAUCCACAAAACCCAAUGAAAUUAAUUGUCUGUUAUCAGAAAUGGAAUCCCUAAAAGCCAUUAAUACUAAGACCAUUACUGCUAAAAAUGCUUGGUCAGACAUUACUUUUGAUUUAAGCCCAGGAAUGCAGGAGCUUCUGGACAAAUGGCCAAGCCCAUCUGGCAAAAAUGCCUCUAAAAAUGAGUUGCUGAUAAAUGGUAGAGUAGACUGUCUUUCUAUAGAAACUACGAUAGAAAGCAUAGGAAUUGAAACAAUAGGCCAAAAUGUUCAGGGAAUACCUGAAACACCAAAUAAAGUACCAACAAAUAUUAAGAGCCUUGUUGUGGGAGAUAAUCCGGUUACAACUACAAAUCAUGGACCAAACAAUAUUAUUUCCCCAGGUCUGAAUCAAGGAUCAGAUUCAAGACCAGAUAGCCAUAAUGAGCUUGUUCCUCCAACACCACCAACUGAGCCAGUUACACCAAGAAUCAAAAUGUGCGUGUCAAGUUCAGUCAAGUUGGAUAAAUGUAGAGGGAAGGAUUUUUUUAAUGAAGAGUCUUCCUUUCAAGUGAAACGGCAGAAGUUGGCAGUUGAUCAUCGGAAAAAUACAAUGUCUUGCAUAGAGAUAGCUCCUUUGUCAGAAAUGGAUCACAAGACUGAUGACUCUGUUAUAGAUGAGAGUUUUUCUCUGCAGUUGUCUCAGGAUGUGUCUCCCUCUGCGGCUGUCUCUUGCAGUCUGGAAACUCUCACCAUUAUAGAUGUGGCAAGUGAUCAAACCCUUUUCCAGACAUUUAUCAAAGAAUGGAAAGCUAAAACAAGGUUUUCCAUUGCAGUGGCAUGUGAGAAAAGAGAAAGAGUUUUGUCCCCUAAAUCUGCUAUUGGAGGAAAGUUCAAGACAGCACGUGCUACCCAGAAAAGUACAUCAAAAGAAGAUGGAUUUCCAGUACAAGGAAAUGAAGAUCUUGUAGUCACAGGGCUGUCUGUGUGCUGGGGAGGGAAGGAUGCCUAUUACAUUUCACUCCAGCAUGAACAACAAAACACAGAUAUAAGUGCCAGUUUAGCCCCUCCACCUCUUGACCAGAACUUGACAGUAAAGGACAGAUUGAAACAAGUUCAGUUCUGCUUGACCUUGAUUCCUGGGAGAUCAGUAGUUACAUAUGAUUUUAAACAACAGUACAAAGCACUGUUGCUGGCAUGCAGGCUCUCUUUGGAGGGAAACUUUGAAGACCCAAAGAUUGCUUGUUGGUUGCUGGAUCCUAGCUCAAAGGAACGAACCCUCCACAACAUGGUCACCAACUUCGUACCCCAGGAACUGCCACUGCUGGAAGGGAUUGGACCAGGACAAGGCAUCCAGAGCCUGGGGAUCAGGGCUGAUUCCGAGCACUCCGGACGCUACAGAGCCUGCACUGAAUCUGUGCUGGUGUUUAGCGUCAUGAAUCAACUGAGUGUCUUGUUGGAAAAGGAUAGAUUAAAAGAUGUUUUUCAUAAUGUGGAGAUGCCAAAUCAGUACUGCCUGGUGCUUCUUGAGCUGAAUGGGAUCGGGUUCAGCACAGCGGAGUGCGAGUCUCAGAAACAUGUCAUGCAGGCCAAGCUGAGUAGCCUGGAAUCUCAGGCAUACCAACUGGCAGGACACAGCUUCUCACUCACGAGCCCCGAAGACAUUGCAGAGGUUCUUUUUUUGGAGCUAAAACUACCACCCAAUGGGGACACAAAUGGGCAGAUGAAUAAGAAGACUCUGGGUUAUACCAGGAGAAUGGCAGUUAAUGGAAACCGAGUCAGAUUAGCCAAGCAGUUCAGCACUACUAAGGAUGUGCUGGAGAAACUGAAGCCACUUCACCCUUUACCAGGCUUAAUUCUGGAAUGGAGGAGAAUAACAAACGCCAUGACCAAAGUGGUAUUUCCACUGCAGAGAGAGAAAAUGAUGCACCUACUGCUGGGAAUGGAGAGGAUCUAUCCCAUCCCACAGACACACACAGCAACAGGACGAGUGAGCUUCACUGAACCCAAUAUCCAAAAUGUUCCAAAGGAUUUUGAGAUUGAAAUGCCGACUCUUGUAGUAGAGAGUCCCCCCUCCCAGGAACGAGGAAAUCACUUUUCUUCAAAACAAAGGGGUAGGCAGCCACGGAGCUCUCGCCAGUUUGUACCACAAGCCCAAGUGGCAUCGGCAGAGAAAGGGGUGUCUUUUUCUGUCAGCAUGAGGCAUGCUUUUGUUCCAUUCCCAGGGGGGUUAAUCCUGGCUGCGGAUUACUGCCAGCUGGAGCUGCGGAUCCUGGCCCACCUCUCCCGGGAUCGCAGGCUCAUCCAGGUCCUGAACAGUGGGGCAGAUGUCUUCAAGAGCAUCGCAGCUGAGUGGAAGAUGAUCGAACCAGAGUCUGUGGGGGACACUCUGAGACAGCAAGCAAAACAGAUCUGCUAUGGGAUUAUCUAUGGCAUGGGAGCAAAGUCUCUUGGAGAGCAGAUGGGUAUCGAUGAGAAUGAUGCUGCAUGUUAUAUUGAAACAUUCAAAUCCAGAUACACGGGAAUCCAGAAUUUCUUACGAGAGACUGUAAAGAACUGUGGUAAAAAUGGCUUUGUUCAGACCAUCCUUGGGAGGAAAAGGUUUCUACCAGCAAUCAAGGACCCAAACAUCCAUUCUAGAGCUCAUGCGGAACGUCAGGCUGUGAAUACCACGGUUCAAGGCUCUGCAGCAGAUAUUGUAAAAACAGCAACUGUGAGCAUUCAGAAACGUUUAGAGGAAACCUUCCCGUCCACGGUCAAGUCACACAAACACCCCGAGAGCCUGGUGCAGCCAGACAGAGCAGCACGACGACCACGACAAAGGGGAUGCUGCGGUCCGAGUAGCGGUGCGUUUUUCAUUCUCCAGCUACACGAUGAGCUAAUUUACGAGGUUGCAGAGGAUGAUAUAAUACAGGUGGCUCAGAUUGUGAAGAAAGAAAUGGAAAGAGCAGUUAAGCUACAUGUAAAACUCAGGGUGAAAGUCAAAGUAGGGCCAAGUUGGGGUAGCCUACAGGACUUGGAUGUUUAGGUCAGACCAUGAUUCAGAAGGUGGUGUCUGAAAAUGCAUUUGUGCACGCUUCUUGUUAUGUGUGUCUUAAAAAGAUGAAUGGAAAUAAAUCUAUAACAUUUGUAUGAUCAGAAUACUGCUUCAAACAGCAACAUUGCACAGAAAGCAAGGCCUUUUAUCUUGCCUCGUCACAAUUUGAGGUUAAAACGAUUACCUGAAAUACUUGAACCUAAAUGUUUUGUAGCUUUUUUAAAAUAAUUUUAUUGAUGUAGAAUUAAAAAAAUGCCCAGUUUUGACCUCUCUGUCACAAAAUAAUUGAAAGGAGUUUGUCUAGGUUAAUUAUUGUAUAAUAGAGAUUUUUUUUAAUAAUAACAAAAUGUUUACAGAUGACAAAUGCUAAAUACUGGUAGUAUGCUUUGUUUUAUAUGUGCCAUUCAUGAAUAUGAAAUCAUAAAAACAUGAAUUAAGUGUUUUCAGUGGUAAAAUGCAAAAAAACGCAAUGUUUAAAGUUUGAACAUCUGUAAUUCCAUGUACAUUUCUUUGUCAUGUGUAUGUUUCAAUAAAAAAAUGAAAUGUUCAUAGGCUAUUAAUUAUUACUUCUGUUUAUGAAAAUUCUUAUUUGUACUGUAUGUAAUUGAAAGGAGAAAUAAAGUAGAAACUAAGUUUU
Molecule: messenger RNA, 9996 nt
Organism: Acipenser ruthenus (sterlet)
Lineage: Eukaryota; Metazoa; Chordata; Actinopteri; Acipenseriformes; Acipenseridae
Product: DNA polymerase theta-like
Exons: 32
Coding region: 588-9350 (2920 amino acids)
Biological process (GO): double-strand break repair via alternative nonhomologous end joining; DNA-templated DNA replication
Molecular function (GO): ATP binding; DNA-directed DNA polymerase activity; DNA binding
Source: RefSeq, a predicted model, not a curated record